AUGAAGAGCCCGUUUCUCCUUGUUUUUGCUCUGUUGAUGAUCGCAUCGUUGGUUACGGAAGGCGAAUGUUUUCAACCCGCAAAGGUACCGUAAUAUUCGCACUCCCUGAAAUUUUGUCCUUGAAAUCAGAUCACCUGCAGGGCAGUUUACACGAGCAAUUUUAUCGCGCGAUUUGUCGCGCUACAAGAGCGGCGAUCUUUGCUGUGGUCUUGUAGUGAAUUGUCUGCGAUUUUAUGAAUAGUAGCCUGCUAGCAAGCUCUCUCGGGGCUCCCAGAGUAGCAAUUUAGGAGUACAAUACAGUAUUUCCUGGCUAACUCUCUGGCUUCAGAGAUUGAUUUUUUCGUGAUACUUAUGGUAGGUUAUUUAAUUCCAACCUUUCAUCGUUGCAAAUUGCUCAAAAUAGCCAGUUGAAAAGAACGGUUAAUUAAAACCUGAAAAAAAAAUUCCACAAAUCUCAAAGAUGCACACCGCCAUAUCCCCGGGCAGUGGCAGCCAUGGGGAGCCUGUUUCCAUGCCUCUUAUAUACAGAGGUAUUGAUUUGAUAUUUUACCUGAUUUUGUCAAUUUUUUUCUUUUUUACCCCUAACAACUCAAUCAGAGGACAAUGCAGAUUUGCCGUGCAGCAAGAAGCCUUGGUUGCAGGAAUAUAGAACAAGAAGUGGUGGAUGACCCCAUGAAAGAAGGAUGGGCUCGGCGUGAAGUAAAAGAACACUGAUGACAGCCAUCCAAUGAUCGGACUAACCGCGGAUUAAAACAUAAAAUAUAAAUGUCAACUCUAACAUUUGAACAAGAAACUGUAAAUCCUACAAAGUGCGAUAAUUAAUGAAUAAAAGCGAUUAAUGUUGAACCUUUCUCUGGGUUUGUUUAUGAGUCCAAAAAUAGUUAGUUCUUAGUUGGCAGAUUUUAAAAAGUCCUACCAGUAAAAUUGCAGUUGUAAGCUCCGCCCCAUCCUACUUCCGCGUUCUUCGCUUCACAGGGCAAUCGACAGGCAAACGAAACAACAAAGUCCGCUUAUUUGUUCCUCUUUUAGAUACUCGGAAUGGUUCGAAGGAAAUUGAUGUCACGCCAUCACUUACGAAUGAGCAAUUUUGAUAGUAAAAGAUCCCGCUUCAAGCUCAAUUUUGAGCAACAAGACCAUCAGAAACAAUAUCUUUUUUAUGCCAAGUUGUAGCAGAGUAAAUGUAGUUUCACCUGUGAAAGCGGAUUCACAUAUCACAACUUAGUUUUUGGAUAUUUAGGGGGAACCUCGGGAUGGUCAAUGUAAAUCCGCCUCUGAAAACGCCUUUCGAUUGAGCAUUGUUAACUAAAAUGCUGAAAUAUUUGGUUCCAUACCCCCAAGAAAACAAAACUUGGCUGAAAUAAUCUUCCAGUUACCUUUUAUCAAAUAUACAUUUCACAGCAAUUCCGCUCAUUUUUAUCUCUUCAAAACUCGAUGCCCUACAAGCAGCAUUUCAUAAAUUGGAUUUCAACCGCACGACCUUCACACCACUUUUUGUAUAUUACGGAACACCAUAAAAAGGUACUAAAUUUUGACAGCAGAUAGUGUAUACAUGAAAGAGUUACUCAUUGAUUGGAAUUUUCAUAUCAAAAACGAACACAAAAGUCUCAAGGGUUGGAACCCAAAUUUCAAUUUUCACGAAGACUAAACUUAACUUAAUAAAUCCCAGCCUAAGCCUUGCUGUAAAAUCACAAGGAUUAACGCCAAACGAUAGCUGUGCCCAGAAUAUGAUACAAUAACUUUAUUACAAUGCUGCGCUCGAAUUCAAAGAAGAAAUGAGGAAAACUGAGCUCUUAAGAACUUGUUGUUUAUCGGCACUUUGAUUUUAAAAUGCGAAUAGCGUGGCUUUUUCGCCAGCAGCAUGACAAGACGAGAAAAAUUUAAAAUACAAGGGCUAGAAACCACGUAAUGCAUUGUACUUACCACAAUAGACCUUCUCCUUUUUGUUAGGGUCGAUUAAGUCCUGAGGAACCGCCUUGGGUCACAUAAAAAUGACUCCAAGAUUGUGCGCCGAAGCAUUGUUGUGGUGAGACCGUCAUCUUUGUUGAUAUUAUGUGUCUACAAGCAGAGCUUUAUCGACCGAAAACAUACCGUAAAGAACUUGAAACAUGCUUUUCUGUCUUCGCGUUGAGUUUUUUUAAUGUUAAUGUCCUUUACCUGGCUUACCGACGACCUGUUGAAGGAUAAUCGGCUCCUUCGAAGUUGAGGUGAUCAAUUUCUGCCGCUCAAAUUUGCCUGUUCUGUGAAAAGUACGAAAACCCGAGAAAAGUUAGAGCAUGCGCAGACAAAAGUCUCCUUUGUGGUUUGGCUCAAGUGUUUGGGUAAGUUUGGCUGCAAUUGAUAUUCUGCUCAUGCUUAAAUGAAGCCACGCUUUUCUCCUUCUUGUGAUCGCUCUUGCGUAAAAAUGGCAGAUCGCUUCGUUUCCCGAAGAUAUUCAUUAAAAAACAACUUCGGUGAUCGAAUCAGUGAUAAAACAGAUCAAUCAUUUGCUUCAGCCUUCGACUUUGGCAAAUAAUUGAUCUGUUCGCCACUGACAAAUCACGAUAUUUCGCUCAAAUUCAUUGAAUAAUUGUUAAUUUACCAAGGUUGGGAUAUGGUGUGCAAAAGUACAGUCUAACAAUUCAGUGGCUGUAUAAACGCGAGAGUUUACAAAGAUUUGCAAUGCUUUUAGCGUGAACCACUCAAAACAGUUUUUUAAUUAACGCCCUACUAAAGGUCAGACACCCAGAUGCCAUUUAUACCUGAAACUCAGGGCCUGAAGUCCCAACUGAUUCAGAUACUAUUCACACACCGCGAACAUAUGGUUGAUGUGCUAGCUGCAAUUCUAGUUUAUGUUCGUUUAAUUGAGGUAAGAAACAGCACUAGUUUAUUAACCAGAAACAAGAUAAUAUUCUUAUGAACGAUAAAAGCUAAAUCACCUUUCUUAAAAGCAGUCAUAAACUGAGAUGCGGGAACUUAAAAAGACCAAUGACCAUUCGUUGAAGGAUGGACCCGCUGGCUUAAUACACAUGGAUAUAUCUUAAAUAUGCAAAGUUUCAAUGUGUUCUAUUUUCAGUUUCUCGAUCAGAUAAAUUAACCGUGAUAUGAAAAAAAUAAAUUGGACUCAUGCAGAGUGUAAUUGUUUUGCACAUGCCGAGAAAACAAAAUGGCAGCCGUGAAGAAAUAGUAUUGGUUUUCUCAAGGCAGCUUUUAAGAGGGCCAUCAACUGAAUCAGGCUACAUUUAGCUGCUGGGUAUAUGAGAAUAACAAACUCGAACACCAGUUCACAACUCUUCACUUUACUUGACAUGCAGAUACCCCAAUUAUUAAUUUAGAAAUUUUUAUCCCCUGCCCGAAAUACAACCACGAAAAUAAGAAAGAGUAUAACUGAGGUUAGGCCGUGUCUUGCUGACUCAAAAAGAGACAAUGAAAUAAAAAUUCUUUAUUACCGCAAACCCAAGUCCGGUCCGUCAAUUUGUCAACUUUCUGCUGCUAAGAAGGUAAUAGAGAUUUACUGUAUAGAAAAUGCCUUGCAUAGUAGGUUCAAAGCCUUCCACUUUUAUCAAAAUUCAAAGAUUUUUUGCGUUUUCGCUGAGUUUGUGCUUUGGGAGUUUUCUAUUGUGUCUAGUUGCUUUGAAACCGCCUCGAGCAACGUAACUCGGAAAUAACCCAUUUCCGUGACACAAACAAAAAGCAAGGGGCACACAUACACCAACCCUCGGCCUGGUCAGUACCUCAAAGAUGCACACCGCCAUAUCCCCGGGCAGUGGCAGCCAUGGAUAGCUGCUUCCAUGCCUCUUAUAGACACAGGUAUUGAUUUGAUAUUUUACCUGAUUUGGGCAAUUUUUUCUUUUUUACUCCUAACAACUCAAUCAGAGGACAAUGCAGAUUUGCCGUGCAGCAAGAAGCCUUGGCUGCAGGAAUAUAGAACAAGAAGUGGCUGAUGACCCCAUGAAAGAAGGGAGGGCUCGACGUGAAGUAAAAGAACGCUGA
Molecule: messenger RNA, 3969 nt
Organism: Porites lobata
Lineage: Eukaryota; Metazoa; Cnidaria; Anthozoa; Scleractinia; Poritidae
Source: the annotation of a GenBank genome assembly